UUCUUCUUUUUUUUUUUUCUCCUUCCAUCGUCAAAAACCCUACACAUAUUUUCUCAUUGUCUUUAACUGUAAAAAUAAAAAAAUUAAAUAAAAAAAUAAAAAAAAUCCCAAAAAAAUAUAUAAUUCAUAAAAACAAGCACAAAGACGAGCUUUGUUUGUGUCCCCCUCCCCUAGAAAUUAGGAAAAAAAUGUGCAAAAAUUCAGCGGUGAAGUGAAAAAGGGUUAAAAAAAAAUGAGAGCAUCAUCAAUGGCCAAGGCAAAAGCAAAUCACCAUGGAAAUGGAGUAUAAGAGCAAAUGGUGAAGAAAUGAACUAUGGGUAAAACUGAAGAAGAGCAGAGAUUAAGUUCAAACGUGAGUAGUGAAGUAUCUGUGGUAGAAUCGAGCUCUACAAUUUCAACCAGAUUCGUUGUUUGUGGAUCUAAGAACACUCUCUUUGGUCUUCGAUGCUUCUUCGUUUUGUUGUUUUCUCUUGCAAUCUUCCUUUCGGCUUUGUUUUGGUUACCCCCUUUUCUUCAUUCUUCAGAUCACUCUGAUCUGGAUCUUGAUUCUAGGUUCAAAGAUCAUGAUAUAGUAGCAAGUUUUAAAGUUGAGAAGCCGGUUUCUUUUCUGGGAGACAAUAUCUUGCAGCUUGAAAAUGACAUUUUUGAUGAGAUAGACUUUCGUACGAGCAAAGUGGUUAUCUUAUCUCUCGAACCUUUAACUGAAUCGAACGUAACAAAGGUUGUGUUUGGGGUUGAUCCUGAUGCAAGGUAUUCGAAGAUAUCUCCAACUUCUCUAAGUUUGAUAAAGUCGUCGUUUGAGUAUUUGGUUAUACACCAAGCAUCUUUGAGCUUGACUAAAUCCUUGUUCGGGGAUUCAUACUUCUUCGAGGUGUUAAAAUUCCCGGGAGGGAUUACUGUGAUUCCCCGGCAAAGCGCUUUUCUUCUGCAGAAAGUGCAAAUCCAUUUCAACUUUACCUUGAACUUCUCUAUUUAUCAAAUACAAUUAUAUUUUGAUGAAUUAAGGAGCCAGCUCAAGUCUGGAUUGCAUUUAGCCCCAAACGAGAACUUGUAUAUCAUCUUAUCGAAUUCUAAAGGCUCCACUGCUGCUCCCCCCACUAUCGUUCAGUCAAAAGUUCUGCUUGCUGUAGGGAAUUCUCCAUCAACGCCAAGAUUAAAGCAACUAGCUCAAACCAUCACGGGUUCUCAUUCGAAAAACCUUGGCCUAAACCACACUGUAUUUGGUAAAGUUAAGCAAGUUCGCCUUUCUUCCAUUUUGCAACAUUCUCUUCACGGAGGUGACAGCAGUUCAAACUCACCUGCUCCUUCACCUCAUCCUGUCCACAGUAAUCAUCAUCACCACCACCACCACCACCAUCACCACCACCAUCACCAUCAUCACCAUAGUGCUGAUCUAGCUCCUGCAGUUGCACCCACUACAUCAACCGAGCAAGGUGCUGCACCUGCACCUGAAGCUCAUUCACCUACCCCUGAAACAGUUUCACCCGCAUCUCAAAGGCAUAACAAGGCAAACCCUCCUGGUUCCCAACAUGGGAAUAAAAGGAUCAAGGGGAAGCCUCGAGAGGGACCUAAUUUAGCCCCUGUUGCCACACCCAAAGUUUCCCCUCAUCAUUCGGCGGUCCCACCAAAUGUACACCCAUCAGCACUGGCACCCAAACCUAAACACAGACCAAUUACCUACUUAGCUCCCACAUCCAGUCCGCUGCCAAAUGUAGCGUUUGCUCAUGCCAAGCCUCCAUCAAAGAGUGAACCAAAUAAAGAGGAUCCUGAUAGGAUACCUUCAGUUUCACCAUCAGCAUCGGCACCUUUCUGUCUUCCAACUAUGCGAUGGCUGCUAUCUUUCCUAUUAGCUAUUAUUACUUUACAUUUAUAACAACAGGGUAUAUCAACCUAUUCUCUAGUUACAACCACUUCAAAACUGUAUAAUCCAAGAGUUUCUCGGACGAGAGCGAGAGCAAUGCCGAAGGGUGUUGGUCUCGUGUUUCGAGUGGGGGGGAUAUAUGCUGUUUUCUGUGCUGUAAAUAUGUUGAUUAACACGGCAACCAUUUUCAGGUCAAAAGUCACAAUGGUGGCAGGGCCUAUAGAUUAUGUGAUUGCUGCUGUUUUGUUGUAUUCUCUUUUGUUGAAAUCAAUAGAGGGAAAAAACCAAAUCUAUGUGCAUUA
Gossypium raimondii (Peruvian cotton) is the source of this 2163-nucleotide messenger RNA. RefSeq lists its product as hypothetical. The transcript is spliced from 5 exons. The coding region runs from base 314 to 1873 and encodes 519 amino acids. Lineage: Eukaryota; Viridiplantae; Streptophyta; Magnoliopsida; Malvales; Malvaceae. The record is from RefSeq and is a predicted model, not a curated record.